AUGGAUAAAGGAAAACAAAUAAAGCUCAAGAGAGACCUUGGAUAUUUCUGGGGAGUCAAUUUUCUAAUUAUUAAUAUAAUUGGUGCAGGAAUUUUUGUAUCCCCCAAGGGGGUGCUGGAGUACUCUUGCAUGAAUGUGGGAGUCUCCUUGUGUAUUUGGGCUGCCUGUGCGGUGCUGUCCAUGACCAGCGCUCUCUGCUACGCAGAGAUCGGAAUAGCCUUCCCAUACAGUGGGGCUCACUACUAUUUCAUCAGGAGAUGCUUUGGCCCUUUCAUGGCCUUCUUGAAUCUUUGGACCUCCUUGUUUCUGGGUGCAGGGCUAACUGCCAGUCAAGCACUGUUACUCGCCGAGUAUGGCAUUCAGCCUUUCUAUCCCAGCUGUUCUUCUCCGAAUUUACCAAAGAAAUGCCUUGCCCUGGCGGUGCUGUGGAUUGUGGGAAUUCUGAAUUCUCGUGGUGUGAAAGAGCUGUCAUGGCUUCACGCAGUGAGUACCGUGCUGAAGAUGGGCAUACUGGGCAUCAUUUCCCUCAGUGGGGUGUUCAUGUUGGUGAGAGGGAAGAAGGAGAAUGUGGGAAGACUUCAGAAUGCUUUUGAUGCAGAGUUUCCAGAGAUCUCCCAGAUAACAGAAGCCUUCUUCCAAGGAUACUUUGCAUUUUCAGGCGGGGAAUGCUUUACAUAUGUAGCAGGAGAACUGAAGAAACCCAAUAAAACUAUUCCUAGAUGUAUAUUUACAGCACUGCCUCUGAUAACUGUGGUAUAUUUACUGGCUAACAUUUCCUACUUGAUGGUUCUGACUCCCAGAGAAAUCCUCUCAACAGAUGCUGUGGCUAUUAUAUGGACUGACAGAGUUUUUCCACAAUUAACAUGGACUGUUCCCUUUGCUAUUUCUGCCUCACUGUUUAGCAACCUUGUGAUUAAUGUACUUGAGUCAUCAAGAGUGUCAUAUAUUGCAAGCGACCAAGGCCAGCUGCCCUUGAUGUUUAGUACCCUUAAUGUUCACUCAUCCCCCUUCAUAGCUGUGCUUCUAAAUGUCAGUAUGGGAUCCAUUGCAAUCGUCUUAACAAACUUAAUUGAACUGAUCAACUAUCUUUAUUUUAUGGAUUCAAUUUGGACUAUGUUAUCCAUGAUAGGAAUCCUGAAAUUGAGGUACCAGGAGCCCAAUCUACACAGACCUUAUAAGGUGUUUUUGCCAUUCACAGUCAUAGCAAUGGCCAUCAGCCUGUGCUUGGUCUUGAUUCCCCUUGUCAAGUCUCCAAAGAUGCAUUACAUCUAUGUGCUCCUCUUCCUUCUCAGUGGACUGCUGUUUUACGUGCCAUUGAUACACUUUAAAGUGAAGUUGGUUUGGUUUGAGAAGCUGACCUGCUAUCUGCAAUUACUGUUUAAUAUUUGCAUCCCUGAUAUAUCUGAUAAACAGACAUCCUCAUUUUAAAAACAAAUUUCAAAUAAAAAAAUUUAAUAAUGGUAACUUUCAAAACUGAAAUAAUGUAAAUAAAAGUACCCAAAAAAGGCUUGGCUUUAAAAUAAGGAAAUAAUUGUUGCAUAUGACCAAAGCCCUGCUUUGAUGCAAAAAUUUAAGUCUCAGUUUGUGCAAUUCCAUAUACAGAUGAUGUAUUUUCCAUUUUUCUGCUUAUUCUCUAGAGCUUCCAUUUUCUAUUGAAUUUCUAGUCUCCUUAAAAUCAAAGUUAAUGAUUUCAAAUUUUAAAAAAGUGUUCUCUUUAUAUUUCUUGAGUGCUUAUUUGGUGCUGAUUUAAAGAUAAAAAGAUCAAUUUUAUCUGUCCUGUUUGCAUUUCCUUGUUAGAGUUGUAGAUUUGGUCUUACCAUAGGUCCCUGGGAAAACUAGUCUCAAAUUCUUGGUCACUCAAGCAGUGUCCAGUACGGGUUCCAUUUCCUGAAGUGGGCCUUGAGUCAAAUCAGUUAUUGAUUGAUUAUUCCAUAAACUUUGUGCCACUAUUGCCUAGCAUGUCUUAAAGGUAGUACACCCAAAAAGGGUGUGUGACUGGCUUGGUGUUAUAUUUCUUUUUUUGAUACCAUAUAGAGUAUCUCCCUGUAACAAAGACACUGAAACACAGAAAUAAAGGCUCUAUGUUGACAUAUCCCUUUUCACUGAUUGUGUAGGUAUUGUUAUUAGCAAUGAAGCCUUACAGUUGGUAUGUGGAGAGCAACCUAUAGUCUUGGUAACAACCUGGAUCAUUUGGGGGAUUCCCUUGGUGCCGCUUUGAAUAGCAACUCAAUUAGAUGUAACCCAAACCCAAUACUGGAAGCAUCAUGUGGUGACAGGAAAUGACUAGUUGGGACUCUAUUUGCCCCAUUAUUUGGCAAUUUCAUUUAGAUCACCUUCAUAUAUGUAUAUAUUUUAGGAAAUUUAUACAGUAUUAGGUUUCUGUAGUACCUCUUGAAUUCCCCUUAAUUUUAUCUGCCUGUUCCUGUAUUUCAUCCCUAAGUUCCUCUUCUAUACCCAACAUCACCUGAUACUCCAUUUCCAGCUCCCAUUUCAUCCAGAUCUAUCUAUUCUACUUAAUUUUCCUAAUGAGAUCUAUCUGUUCCCUCUAGUACCUAACUCUAUACCUACCCUCUGUGGUUUUAUUGUAGCUUGGUAUCAUUGACUUAAUACCUAGCACUCUCAUAUAAGUGAAUAUAUACCACAUUUUCUUUCUUGGUCUGAGAUACAUCACUUAAGAUUAUUUUUUAUGUCCUUUUUCUUUUCUUUAUUUGUAUUAUUUAUUUUUACAUCCAGACCUGCAGUUUCCCCUCCUUCCUCUUCUCCCAGUCCCUAAUCACCCAACCUCCCCUCUGCUCCACCCCCAUCCACUUCUCCUCAAUUUCUGUUUAGAAAUAUGCAAUCCUCCUGUGAUAUCAACAAAACAUGGCAUAACACAUUGCAGGAAGACUAAGUGCCUCCCUUCAUAUUAAGAGUUGACAAUGUAACCCAGUCUCCAAGGGAGACCCAAGUUUUCCCUCUUGAGCCCUCCGUGUUACUUAGUUUCUCUAGAUCUGUGGAUUGUAGCAUGGUUAUCCUUUACUUUAUACCUAAUAUCCACUUAUAAGUGAGUACACACCAUGUUUGUCUUUCUGGGUCUCUCAUUACACCACUCAGAAUGUGACACAAUCUAAUAUCACCUGAAGGGAGACUCAAAGGGGGGUUUUCUAGAUCAGGUGUAUUGUAGGCGUGAUUGCGGAAGAUCUCCUUGAUUACAUUAGUUGAUGUAGGAAGAUCCAUUCCACUGUGAGGUUCUCCAUCCCAUGCUUGGGCCCUAGAAUGUUUAUGAAGAACAUAGAAAGUAGGUUGAGGUGUGCAGACAUGCAUUCAUUCUCUCUCUGCAUUGGACUGCGAUGUACGAUGACAAACUUUCAAAUGCCUGCCACUUUGACUUCCUAUCAGUGAAGGACUGCAAUUUGGAAUAAAGAGACAGAAUUAGGCCUUUCUCUGCUAAGUUGCUUUUAUCAGUAUAUUUUAUCAUGGCAAUAGAUAUGAAACUAGAGCAAUAGGUAAAAUUUCUUAACUCAGCUGCACUAGAAUUGACAAAUGGGUUUUAACAUUUUGAAGCAGAGAGGUAAAUGAAAUGUCAUUACAAGAACAUCAUGACCAAAAGCAGCUUGGGGUGGGACAUAGGGAGUUUAUUUGGCUUACCCUUCUAAAUUACAGUUCAUUAUCAAAGGUAGCUGAUAUGUUUCUGCUGAUGCAAAAGGCCAGAUCAGACCAGACUAAAAGCAGAUAAAUACAAGUUUAUGGGCAUUGCUCCUGGGUGGGCUUGUAGAUUCCAAAUAAUGGGGACAGAGAAGUUGAGCACCAGGGUGAAGGCAGGGAGUUUAAAUAGACCUUAGGUGAGGGGUAAUGACCUGCCAGCUCAUAGAUGGGACUGUGUUCAAGUAUAGUGAAAAGCUAAACCACUGAGAAGGCACUUGGGUGGGGUGGUCAUGUCAGAAAGGCAGUUACAACAUCUACCAGAAAUGUGGAACUGGGCUUUUGGCACCAUUCAGUUCAAAAUUUUCUCAGUGUGGGUGGGGUUAGGGGAAGUAGGGCAGACAGUGUUUCCUAGCUUGUCUUGGACUAGUUACCAGCUAGUGAGGCACCACAGCCUCAAGAUGCCCUUAGGGACUAAGUGGAUACUGUGUAAGCUUCAGAAAAGGAUUAUUUCUGCUAGGUUUAUGAGUCUUUCUGAAAAUGCACCUUGAACAGCUGCCCCCAUAUAGCUGCCUGAACCACAUUAUUUCUAUUUCUAAAUAAUAGACAUGGUUCCCAUCUCACACUAAGUCAUUGUGUGCAGAGAGAACAAAGGUAUCUCUUCUCCUCAGAGCAGACUUUCUUAGAUCUCAUGUUGUCUGACCCUGACUCCUGCCCUGAGACUCCUCACGGUCUCCUGCUGCUGACACUCCUAAUGCUACAGGUGACUAUGUCUCAGUAGAAUUCAUUCCUCCUUGCCUGUGGGUCUGCCCUGCCUAUAGAAUCCAGCAACUCCAGAAAAAUACAGGCACUGCCACAGAAGGGGAGGUGAGGGCACUGUCUGUGACUCCUAUGAGCACUGGCUCCACAGGUCCAUCAGCUGCAGAGGUAGCCAGAAGUGUCUAACCAGAUUAUACUUCAAACAGCAAUGAAAUUUUAAUGCCUCAUUUGACAAAAUUCUUUUCAGAAGAAUUAUAUUUAAAUCCCUCCAAUUCUGAGCCCCUUCAGAAGCAGAGCUGUCUCAGAAGCAGCUGAUGGGGCUGCCUAAACUCAUCCUCAGCACUCUAUGCUCACCCACUGAGGCUGUGAAGUCUGAGAAGUCUGAGACAUAAGUGGUAGAUGUGGGCAAUGAUUCUUUGUCCCUAGAGCUGCUCAGCUCCACCCUCCCUCAGUGUGGUUCUUCACCGUGUCCUCUGUCCUGCACCUUCCCUGCACAUAAUGAGUCUUACCACCUACUUCCACCUCCUUAAGAGGUACCAGGUGUUCUUAAUGGUGCCUGUCUUGCCAGGGUUGCCAUAGUAACGUACUAUAGACUGAAUGGCUAAAAACAAUGCUCAAACAUGUCCUCACAAUUCUUGAGUCUAGAAUCCCAGACAGAAGAUGUUUGAUGAGCUGUUCUCUUCUUAGGCUCCUCUCUCUGCCUUGUAGGUAGCAUCUUUCCCUCUGUCUUCACAUGGGCUCCUUCCUUUACCUAUCUCUGUGUAUGUCCCCUCUUUGCAUGAUGGAUGGAGUCACAUUCCAUGGACUCAGAUCAUCUUAAUUACUGUAUCUCUAAAGACUUAGUGCCAAAUACAGUUAUAUUUGUAGGCUACUGGGUUUUAGCUUUGAUGUAUUGGGAAAAUUCCUUUCAUCCUAUAAUAGUUCUGCACACACUCUUUUCCUUCUGACUGUUUCUAAUUUUAUUUAUUUGGGCAUUGUCUCAAUGGUUUUUUAAUAUAGUGGACACUUUUUUCUUAUUUUAACAUUUUACAACACCAAUUCUUUGAUUCAUUAAUUGCUUAUAUUGUUCUUUAGUAUUCAUUUUCUUUUUGUGUGUUAGUGUGUGUGUGUGUGUACACAGUGUGUAUUUGUAUAUGUACAUGUAUGCUUGUCCAUGUACAAGUAUUCAUGUGUGAAUGCAAACACAUGCAUGCACAGUGUGUGUGUGUGUGUGUGUGUGUGAGAGAGAGAGAGAGAGAGACAGAGAGAGAGAGACAGAGAGAGACAGAGAGAGAGAGAGAGAGAGAGAGAGAGAGAGAGAGAGAGAGAGAGAGAGAAAUCAGAUGGCUACCUUAGGUGACAGUCCUGCCUUCUAUCUUGUUUAAGAAAAGUCUCUUUAUUGUUCUCUUCUCUGUCUACCUCACAAGAUGGUCGUCAUCAAGCUCCUGGAAAUUUUGCUGUCUUCACCUCCCAUUACUGGCAUAGUAGAAAUAGGAUUAAAAGUUCACAUUACUGUUUUCAGCUGUGCUGUGGGUUCUGGGCAUGUCAACUAAGGUUCUCAUGCUGGAGCAGAAAGCUCCUUUACCCAACGAUCCUCCUCCCCAGUCUUGCAUUUUCCAUAUAUACUUCCUUCUUAGUUAUUCUCCACCACCUCUCCUCUCUGUCUUCAGUUCUGUGUUUGGGUUGCUCUUGCUUUUCUAGACCCUUGAGAUAUACUGUUAAGUUGUUUAUGAAACCUUCCUGAUUUUGUAGUGAAGGAGAGUUACCACAAACUUCCCUCUUGCUGCUACUCUUACUGUGUCUCCUGAGAUUCAGGCUGUUUCAUAUCCAGUCCCAUUAAUGUCCAUAAAUUUGUAUAUUUUCUCCAUUUCCCAUUAUUUGUUCAGUAGCAUUUUGAUAAAUAUCCAUGAAUUUGCUUAUUUUCUGUAGCGUUUUUUUUUUUUUUUUGAGAUAGGGUCUGUCUAUGUAAUCCUAGAUGAUAGUAUGGAACUCACUAUACAGAUCAAGCUGACCUUGAGUUUACAGAGAUCUGCUUGCUUCUGACUCUGAAGAUUUUGCUGUUGCAAUGAUUAUUCUUAAAUUCAAGUUUGAUUUCAUAAUGGUCAGAGAGGUACAUGAUCUUAUUUCAGUACUUCUGGGUGUCUAAAAGUUGUUUGUGACCUCGUAAGGUCUAUGCUAUAGUGUUAUCCAUUUAUUGAAGGAAAAAGGAAUGUGUGGUUAAGUAUAAGGGUAUGCUUUUCUAAUCUUAUCACUAGAAGAGUAAAAAUAGGGGAUUAUGAGUUCAAGGCCAGACUGGGCAAAAUAGUAAGACCUUGGAGAGAUGGUUCAGUGGAUAAAACACUUGACAUGCAGGCAUGCAAGCCAUAGUUUGGAUCUCCAAAACCUACAUAAAAACUAGGUGUGUAUGACAGCUUGCUCGUAAUCCCAGCUCAUAGGAAGCAGGGACAGGUGAUCCGUGGGGGCAAGCUGGCUAGCUAGACUAGCCUAAUUAAUGAGCUAAUUAAUGAGUUCAGCAAGCACCCCUACCUUGGUGAAAAAGAUAGAGCAUGAUUGAGGAAGACAUCUGUGGUAUUUUGAAAGAAAAUGGCCCCCAAAGGGAGGGACACUAUUAGGAGUGCUACUUUCUCAGCACUGUGUUGGCCUGCACACCACCAUGCUCCCCACCGUGAUGAUAAUGGCCUGAAUCUCUGAGCUGUAAGUGAGCUGUCCAAAUAAAUGUUUUACUUUAUCAACAUUGCUGUUGUCAUAAUGUCUCUUCAGAGCAAUUGGAAACCCUAACUAAGACAACAUCCUAAGACAAAAUCUACCCCCCACAUUUACAUGUACACAAACAUAUGUGCACAUGCAACCACUUACAUGCACUUCCAAACUCAUGCAAGCUCACAUAUACACACUACACACAUACACAUGCAAAAAAUGUUCUUUUUUCUGUAGCUGUAGGGAAAAAAAUUGUUCUAUAAAUGAGUUAAAACUUUUCUUAAAUCAGAUGCUUCUUUUUUUUGUUUUUGUUUUUUGCUCUGGAUGAUGGGUCUAUUGAUUUAAGAAAGAUAUUAAGGUCUUAGAUGGUUAAUAUUCAGUGUCAACUUGAUUAGAUUUAGAAUCAUCACAAGAACACAACUAUGGGUGUGUCUAUGAGUGUAUUGCCAGAAGGAUUUCACUACAGAGGAAAAUCCUGAGCUUGAACUGAGCAGAACCAUUGGUAGGGUACAGUCACAGGAAGGAUAAAAAAAGAAAAGCAAGGUGAGCAUCAGCCCUUUUCUCUCACCUUCCUGACUGCACACACAGUGAGGAGGGAGUUUCGGAGGUGGAGAUCUGUAUUCCACUGGAGAUGGGGGUGGGGAGGCUGCACCAGAUGUUCUUCUCAAGAGCUGGGGAUGAAACUAGGGGGUUGGACUUGGAAGACUAGACUGACAGGUGAAGAUCUGCAGUUAGCCUUUAUGUCUCCCUGAUCAGAGUGGCCUGUGGGUUCCCAGGGAGUGCCAGAUGGAGUUAGGGCUUGCUGCCCUGGCUAGUGUGUAAUGUCAUUAUUUUGUGUUUUCACUCUCCCUUUUUUAUCUUGGGUAAUUUGAUCCUCCUUUUUUGUGGAUUUCUCUGCCUAAAGCAAGGGCACAUUUUUCUUAUGAGAUGGAAUCACACUCAGUAGUUAGCCUACACCAGUGGUUCUCAACCUGUGGGUCAUGACCCCCCCCCCCCCCCCAGUUAAAUGAUCCUUUCACAGGGGUCACCUAAGACCAUCAGAAAUAUCAGAUAUUUACAUUAUGAUUGAUAGCUGUAGCAAAAUUACAUUUAUGAGGGAGCAAUGAAAAUAAAUUUAUGGUUGGGGGGUUCCCACAACCUGAGGAACUGUAUUAAAGGGUCACAGUAUUAAGAAGGUUGAAAACUACUGUCCUAAACCUUUAAAUAGACAACAAAACAAGAGAGAACUGCCUACAGUCAGGUAACAGAAGAGGAUAGCAAGACAAAAACCAAAGAAUUUGAUCUCAAAAUUAUAUAAACAUAUUCAACUAUAAAAGCAUAGACACAUACAUAAAUGCUUGUUUAGUUUAACAACAGUGUUUUUUAUUGAAAAUAAAAUUUUUUCAUGCAAUAUAUUCUGAUCACCCUCAUCUUGUCUCAGACCCUCCUCACUUCCCCACCUAUCCCUCUUCGUGCCUACUGUCUCUUAUUAGAAAACAGACUAUCCAUCUUUGUGCCUACUGUCUCUUAUUAGAAAACAGACAGACAAAUAAGGAAAGCAAACAAUUAUUAAAACAAGCAAUACUAAAAAAAAGCAGUAGAAAUACAUACCACACACAUUCACUCACAGACAUGAUCUAUAAAAAUACAAAACUGCAAGCCAUAAUAUACAAACAAAAUAACAGGAGGUAAAAUAUACCCAAACAAAACAACAGUUUUAAUUACUGACCAAAUCAUAAAAAAAAAAUGUCAUCUAUUGUUUUCAAAACUUGGAUGGACACAAAAGUCAGAUCCUUAUGACCUUAGGCUCUAAUUAUGCUUAAAAUUGACCAUAGGAUACUAUGACCAGAAUAUAUUACAUGAAAAAAAUAGUUUCAAUUAAAAAAAUUGACUACAUCAAGGAAAAAGACAUAGAAUCCCAGGCUUAGGGACAUAUCUGAAUGUGCUUCACUUUCCUGUUCCUCAGCAAAGCUCAGGAUACCAUGACUGCAUGAAUAGCUCUAGUCACAGAGGGCUUGGACUUCCUAGGUAUGUGUCUAUGCAGAGAUCUAUCUUUGACUUUCAAUGUCAUUGUUAAGGAAGAAACUUCAUUUUUUAGUCUAGCUCUAUUUUGGUGGAAGCUGUGGACCUAGUAGAGGGAUUAUAGCCAUGCUAUCCGGUGGAGCUAUUUUCAUUACAAGCUUUGACUCUCUGGCUGGAGCACUUCCAUGCUCACACAUGUGAUCUCAGCAGGUCUGGGUUCCUUGCUGGCUAUUGGUAGAAGGCUUCCAUGGCACAUCACAAGGACAGUCUAAAGGCUGAUUAGGUGUCCUCAUAGCAUGGCAACUGGCCUUCUGACAGCCAGGAGGGAGUGUGAACCAUCAAGCUCUAGAGAGCAGAUGAGUGUCUUGCUAUGUAGCAAUAAAUAACUUUAAAUAUAUAAUACUUAAAGCCGUUAUAGAAGCAAAUCUUGAGUGAGCAAUUCUAGAAUUCCAGGUACUAAUUCUAAUUUCUUCAUUUGGACUAAGUUGUUCACAAUAAUCUGGUGAAAUUUGCAUUAUUAUUAUACCAGUUUUAGAAAGAAAGUUGGGGGACCAGAGAAGCUAAAUAACUUUCCUAAGGGUUAGGCAUAAGUGUUCAAAUCAGGACUUGAACUCAGGAAGUUUGAAUUCAGAGACACAUUCUUAUGAAGCUCAGAUAGAAGGCUUCAGAUAGAGCUAUUGUUAAAUCUAUGUGUAAUAGGUAAUGUCUUUCUGUAUGCUGUGAAUAUGUGUUGCUCUGAUUGGUUGAUAAAUAAAACCAUUUGGCCUAUGGCAAGGCAGCUUAGAGGUAGGCAGGAAACCUAAACAGAGAGACAGGAAGAAGGUGGGGAGAGAUGUCAGCUGCCAUGGAAGGAGAAGCAACAUGCCAACAAACGGGUAAAGCCACAGAACAUGUGGCAAAACAUAGAUUAAUAGAAAUGGGUUAAGAUAUAAGAGUUAGCUAGCAAGAUGCCUGCCAUAGACCAUACAGUUUGCAAGUAAUAUAAGCCUCUGUGUGUUUAAUUCAACUGCAUAUGUGUUCAUCAAGGUAGGACUCUGAAAAGGCUUUAGUGUCUGGUCCUUUAUGCCUUUCCAGUCUCUGGGCUUCUUCAGGAACUCAUUUCAUUAGAGAUUUAAAAAACAUCUUGCUAUAGAAAUUUCUUCUAUUUUUUAAUCUAAAUAUUGUCAGCAUUUUAAUAUAACUAGACAUUCUUAUAUUUCUGAUUAUCAGUUUUGCAUGUAAAAUUUCCAAGUUAAUAAAACAGAAGUCCUUUAUGCAAAUAAGCUGUAAUGUAACCAAAUAUCUUUGACUAUCUUUUUUAUGUUGUGCAUUAAGACAGAAGCUCCAUUCACCACCUUAGCUGGUUCUUUCUUCAAAUUAUCAAUGAAGAUUUUUAUUUUGGUUUAACUUGAUAGCAGUUUGGUUUCAUGUACUGAUUGAUGACUAUAUACUGAUACUUGUUUUCUUUUUGUAUUUUUAAGAUAAAU
Molecule: messenger RNA, 10523 nt
Organism: Peromyscus californicus insignis
Lineage: Eukaryota; Metazoa; Chordata; Mammalia; Rodentia; Cricetidae
Product: solute carrier family 7 member 13-like
Exons: 4
Coding region: 1-1428 (475 amino acids)
Biological process (GO): amino acid transmembrane transport
Cellular component (GO): membrane
Molecular function (GO): L-amino acid transmembrane transporter activity
Source: RefSeq, a predicted model, not a curated record